Molecule: messenger RNA, 2749 nt
Organism: Syngnathus typhle (broad-nosed pipefish)
Lineage: Eukaryota; Metazoa; Chordata; Actinopteri; Syngnathiformes; Syngnathidae
Gene: prdm8b
Product: PR domain containing 8b
Exons: 4
Coding region: 175-1887 (570 amino acids)
Biological process (GO): regulation of DNA-templated transcription
Cellular component (GO): nucleus
Molecular function (GO): protein binding
Source: RefSeq, a predicted model, not a curated record
GUCGUCCGCGCGCGCACCACCGGGACGGAGCCGGACGCGUCCUGCUUCUGACACACUGAGGGGGCCAAGGCAACCUUUUUGCUGGCUUUUGCAUUUCUUCUUUUUUGACGUCGCCUCUUGAGGCUCCUGCUUGUGGAUUAUUUGGUUCCGAAUCUGCGCAAGAGGUGGGCGGCCAUGGCCAUGGAGGAGUCGAGCUCGCAGCAGAAGGCGCAGCAGCUGUGGGACGGCGACGCCAAGGCGGUGCAGCAGUGUCUCACGGACAUCUUCACCAGCGUGUACACCACCUGCGAUGUGCCCGAGAGCGCCAUCUUCGGGCCGUGCGUACUCAGCCACACGUCCAUGUACGACAGCAUCGCCUUCAUCGCGCUCAAAGCCACCGACAAGCGCACAGCGCCUUACAUCUUCCGGGUGGACACGUCGGCGGCCAACAGCACAUCGGAGGGCCUGAUGUGGCUCCGCCUGGUGCAGUCAGCCCGCGACAAGGACGAGCAGAACUUGGAGGCCUACGUGAAGAAUGGCCAGCUCUUCUACCGCUCGCUCAGGCGCAUCGAGAAGGACGAGGAGCUGCUGGUGUGGUACGGGAAGGACCUGGUGGAACUGCUGCUGCUCUCCGCCGCCAGGGUGGCCCCCAAGAGCAAAGGUUCAUCUCAACACUCAUGUCCCGACUGUAGCCAAAGGUUCCAGUUUGAGUUCCCGUUUUUGGCGCACCUGCGCUUCCGCUGCACCAAAAGACUGCAGAGCCUGACGGGAGCGGACGAGGAGCCCGGCAGGGAGCGCAGCCCGGACCGGCCCGCUGACGUGACCACGCCCACCAGAAGCAGCCCCAAGCACGGGCGCUCCGAGGGCGAUGGCAGCAAACCGUCCACGGACUUCCACAACCUGGCUCGGGACAUGGAGAACAACCGGACCGGCAGCCCGCUGAGUGACAGGGAGGCGGAGGUGUGCAGCGAGAGCUCAGGGAAGAGAAAGUUCUCCGCCGCCGAUGACCGGGAGUGCCGGCGUGCCAGCCUGCCACAGCCCAAGUCCAAAGAGGAGUUGGCCACAUCGGCGCAGAACUACCGAGGCGUGUACGGCUUGGAGGAGAACCACCGCACGCUUUCCACGUCCGCUUCCUCGGAGACCAAGCGCAGCGCCUUCACUGAAGUCAAGAAGUCAGUUCAGACUCUCAAGAACCACGGCGGCGGAAAAGGCUUGUCGGCCGCCAACUCCGAGAACAAAGACCGUCCCGCCAGCGGGGGCAGCGGCCUCUCGGACAAGCACCUGAACAUCCGGCAGGUUCUGUCGGAGACGCAGCCGCCCCAAACCCCGCCCGUGGCGAGCGCCUUCACCUCAGUGAGCCAGGCUGGCGCCGGUGAGCGCAAGAGCGCCUUCAGCCAACCGGCCCGGUCCACCUACGCUCAGAUCUCCCCGCUGGUGAUGCCGCCCAAGCUGCUGGACUGCCACCCGGCGGUGGGCGACACCAUCUCGUCCAGUCGCCUCUACCAGGCCGACCACCUGGCCGCCAAGCUGCAGGGCGCCGAGCUGGGCGCCAGCUGCCCGGUGCCGGGCGGGGUGGCCAAGCAGAGCCCCUUUGUGUACGCCGCCGCCACCACAUUCUGGCCCAAGAACUCGGGCGGCGUCCAGCUACAGAUGCCCUCGGCGCUCACGCUCCUGCCGCCCUCCUUCACGUCGCUCUGCCUGCCGGCACAGAACUGGUGCGCCAAGUGCAAUGCCUCCUUCCGCAUGACUUCGGACCUGGUGUACCACAUGCGCUCGCACCACAAGAAGGAGUACGCCAUGGAGCCCCUGGUCAAGCGCCGGCGGGAGGAGAAGCUCAAGUGUCCCAUCUGCAACGAGUCCUUCCGCGAGCGCCACCACCUGUCGCGUCACAUGACCUCGCACAACUGACUCGAGGGCCCGCCCGGGAUCCGACGCCAGGGAGCCGCAACUCAAAUCUUCAAAGGUCCUCUCUCAGACAGAAAAAUGACUUCUGCUCCAAUUUGAUUUCCAACACAAGCACCCUAUUUUUUUUUUUUUAUAACUCCUCUGACUAAGGACCCCGGCAAAACCACCUGAGGCUAUCUCUCAGCCAAGAUACCUCUACCGCUUCCUCGGACCAAAUACCAUGCAACAUUUCUUUCUACUGAGACGGGAUUUUACUUCCAUCUUGGGUGGUUUCAGAAAGAGCGCAAAGAUUGCAAAUGGGUCCACGCGCAAGUAGCGGGCGCAUCGUCUACCACGGCAUGGAAACGAGUCAACCUUAGCAUGCGAGACAAAAACCUCACCGACUGUGCUUUGCUAGCUCAUACGGUGGCAGCAUUCGGUGGUGCCGCCACGUUCAGCCACCUUGCUCAGCGACUCGUUUGCAACGUUUGGACCACACGGCAAAACCAAAGUGUCUUCAGGGCGGGAAUUUCUGAACAGUCUCUCGGUGGAAGUCAACUCAAACGGCAGACUUCCCGCGUUUUGUUGGUCCCGACUUCUUGAGACUUCGGUGCGACUAAUCAUUGUCCAGCAAAUUUCAUGUUGCUAACCAAAACAGAAAUAGCCUAAAAUUCCCGCGUUUUGUCAGUGACAGCUUGUUGGAACUUUUGGCGAGACUCCUCAUGAUGCGCGUCUACCAAAUUUCAUGUUGCUAAAAGAAAUUCUUUGGGACAAUUGGGUAGCUCUCAGGGAGGAGCUAAGUUUUGCCCGGGUCGUUAGCCAAACAGACUUGGUUAUGUGAAAUUGGCUGAGCGUGUCUGUUUUUGGAGGCCUGCUGCAAAUCGGG